AUGGAAAUAGCUGGGGACAUGGACGACCCAGACAUAGUCCUGGCCACCAUGAGGGACCUGCUGCAGCAGGGGCCACUGGAGGCAGCAGCCAGGGCCACCCUUGGGGACAGCCUGUGGAUCCUGUGGCUCAAUGUCACCAGCAACAGUUCCGUGGCUGAGAGCCUGGGGGGACUUCCAGGGGGAUGCGUGGACAUCAUGGUUCUGCACUCCCUGCAGUGCCUGGAAGUGGCGCUGUCGGAGCCUGGCCCGGGGGUCCCCCAGUCCUUGAUUGUGGGGGACGUGGACGGGACCCCCUGGGAGCGCUGGGGCAGCGAGCGGGGCCGGAUGGAGCCGCAGAGAGCGGGGAUGGGGGCAAGAGCUGAGCUGGGAUACUGGGAUAGCCAGAGCCGGGACAGGGAGCAGCGCUGGGAAUGUAGGGAAUGUGGGAAGAGGUACAGGCACAGCUCCCACCUCUACCACCAGCAGGUGCACACCACAGAACGGCCCUACAUGUGCUUGGAAUGUGGGAAGAGCUUCAGUGGUCGAUCCACUCUGACCUUCCACCAGAAGGUCCACACUGGGGAACAGCCCUAUGAGUGUUGCGAGUGUGGGAAAAAGGCUCGGAGCAGUUGGAUCUCCUCAAGCACCAGCACACCAGUGUCCCGAGGUAUCGCUCCCAGUGCCGCGCGGGACGGGGCCGCUUUGAAACCCGCCCAGGGCAGAGCGCGGCUGCUUUUGGGGCUCGGCACUGCCCGGGCCGAGCUGGGAGCGGAGGAGGAGCGGGAGGAAGAGGAGGGACAGAGGAGGAGGAGGGGUAGCCCCAAUCCCACGCGGUUUUCCCCGCUCCGGCCGCAGCUCCCCCUGUUCCGCCAGCAUCGCCCCCUCCAGGAGCGGCAGAGGAACCACACAGGGGAGAGGCCUUACAAGUGUGAUCAAUGCAAGAAGAGCUUUAUGAGCAGCGGUGAUCUCAUCGUGCACCAGCGCUCACACACAGAUGAGAGGCCCUUCCUCUGCCCCAACUGCGGGAAGCGCUUCAACCGCAUCUCCACCCUCAACAGGCACCGGCGCAUUCACAAUGGGGAGAAGCCCUAUCAGAAGAGGUUUUACAGCAAGUCCGAUCUUGUCAAGCACCAGCGUGUUCACACAGACGAGAGGCCCUUCCACUGCCCCGACUGCGGGAAGGGCUUCAAGCGCAACUACACCCUUGUUGUCCACCAGAGGAUCCACACUAGAUCACGGGGAUCUGAGGAGGAAAGACCCACCCUGGGCCUGGGAGGCGGCCGGAGCUUGGAGCUGGGGGUUGAUGAGCAGCUUCAGGAUGGGGAGAAGCCCCACAAGUGCUCAGAAUGUGGGAAGAUCUUCAGGUGGAGAUCCUCCCUGAUCCGCCACUGCAGAAUCCACACCGGGGAACGGCCCUACGAGUGUGGGAAGAGCUUCAACACCAGCUCUCACCUGAUUGUCCACCAGCGCAUCCACACCAGAGAAGCCCUAUGA
Agelaius phoeniceus (red-winged blackbird) is the source of this 1473-nucleotide messenger RNA. The record is from RefSeq and is a predicted model, not a curated record. Lineage: Eukaryota; Metazoa; Chordata; Aves; Passeriformes; Icteridae.